Molecule: messenger RNA, 7942 nt
Organism: Bombus terrestris (buff-tailed bumblebee)
Lineage: Eukaryota; Metazoa; Arthropoda; Insecta; Hymenoptera; Apidae
Product: ankyrin repeat and BTB/POZ domain-containing protein BTBD11
Exons: 13
Coding region: 2900-7216 (1438 amino acids)
Molecular function (GO): protein heterodimerization activity
Source: RefSeq, a predicted model, not a curated record
GUUUACAAGUGGCAGCCAGCACUUAACCAUGCCACGGAGCGGGACAAGAAACUAGCGCCGCGUGCGUGAUAGCCGAUCGCGAAUUAAAGUGGAACGCUCAGCGUUUAAUCUUGUUCUAUUGCGAGACGUUUUGUAGAAAACUCUACGCAUUCGUGUCCGCUGUUGUCAUUCUCGCCGUUACAGUUUCAAUUGUAACAUCUAUUCAAUUGUAGUUACAGUUGUUCUUAUUCUUUCGUAAUUGUCAUUUUGCUCAUUUUUAAUAGAUUCUUGUGAUAUAUAAUAUUGUGCCUUAAGAGGGCGGAUUGAACAUUCGAAAGUGUAAAAGAGUUCGACAUGGAGUUGCUGCUCGAUGUUGUAAUCGUCACUUGAUUGUGCAGUCGUGAAGGUUAUUGUGAUUUGUGAAUGAAAGAGAAGGUGUGAAGUGAAAAGAUGCGAUCGAUGGAAGUGUAAAGUGAUUUAGUGUAGAAUUGUCCCUUAUCGUUUCUGAUGAAUCAUAAUCUUCUUGGGUAUUGAUUAAUUGUCAUAUCGUAAAUGUUUCAAGUAAGCACAGUCUGGGGCGAGAUAUGACUGUUUAAGAAGCAAACUGAUCUUUCUUAUUCAUAACAUUUUUGCGUAUUUAAAAUAAAGCAUCGUGUUAUUUUUUUAGUAAAGUAUUUUACUUUUAAUAUACAUAUAUUUGUCAAAUUACCAUAAAUAUGAGUAGAGUGAUACGCAACAUUCUUCCAGAUUGCAAGUCGUGAUUGAUUCUAGACUGGAUUUAAAUUUAAAUCUGCAAUUGAAAGUAAAUCCUGUUAAUAUUGAAUUUUCUUAAAAACAAUCAAUUUAUCGGAUCAGCUGGUUUACCAACCAUGAGUUUUUCUCCUAAAACAUAACAUCUUACAGUUAGUAUCUGUAGCUGCGUGUAAAUCAUUAAAUUUUAUUUAUCUUUAACUUUUUCAAACAAUACUUCCCAGACAUACAUAAUCCAAAUGACUGAACAAUUUUAUGAAAUAGCAUAAUAAGGCAACAACUUCGCAAUCAAGCGAGGUAGAGAAAUAGAUUCGUACAAAGUAUAAAAUGAUCUUUAUAAAGUAAUUUGCGGAUGAGCUCUAAUAGGUUGGUGGACGUUGCUAGAAAUUGGAGAUAUUUCAUUUGGAAUCAAUUUUCCACGGAGCAGAACGGUGAAAGUCUGGAGCGUGAAUGCGCGUAAUUGGUCUCUUAUAUUCUAUGUUUGGCAUUCUGGCGAGCAUUUCGUAUAAUUUCUCAGGAAUUCUUGGAUAACGAAAUUUCUGCCGAUCAGAAAUGGGCUUACCUUCAAGUAAACGCCAAUCUCUCUCGCGAAUCGCGUUCUGUAUGGAAGACUUUGGUAAACUGUUGAGGAUUUGAAUAUUGUUUGGGCAAUUAUUUAAGUUCUGAUUAUUAUUCGGUUGAUAUUUUGAAGAAUUAUACGAGUUUUAACAUUAUGGAUAUCGUAAGCAUUCUGAAUAUCUUUCAGAAUUAUUUGAACAUUAUUUAAUAUCAGUCGAGUAUCUUACAACCCUUUUCUACCAUUGUAUUCUAUCCUAACCUAAAAAAGAAAGUACUAAAAUUUGAGACAAUUUUUACAAUCAUCGUUUCACCGUUCUGUUCCAUCAAACAUCUAACCUUAACCUAAAAAGGAAGACAGCCAAGAAUUCUCCGCAUAAUUUGAAUUACCGCUCCCUUCAUACAGAAACAUAAAUCAUAUCACGGAAACGUGCAAAGGUGACAUUUAUUGUCAAUGCCUGUCCCCCAUCACUGAAGAAAAGUAAAGAACACGCAAAAAGAAAAAGAAGGAAAAAGAAAGAAAGGAAGACGUUCUCACGCGAUAAACGUCGAAGCUCCCGCUUUCGUGAUACUGUUACGUGGUGCCCGGGGGGUAAAGAAGCAACGAAAGGAAAGUGAUACGGGAGCCGUGCUCUAUUCGCCGACAUUGCGGUCCGCGGAGGAAGUGCACGCGUUUCACCUGCUGAUCCCGUCGCCGCAGACCAUAGUGUUUUCAAUCGCGUGCCGGAACGAGGACAGGUCAAAAACCACGCAAAGCCACGCUGAUAGUUCUUAAUGAUUCGCUGUUACUUAAACGCGAUUUACUUCAUUAAUAGAUUGUGGAUGAUUAGACAAAUUCAUAUUCCGGUAAUUAUGUAAUUUAGUGACAAUUUCCCAAUUGCGUUCUCAAUUUCUAAACGGCAAUCGUGAUUUUAGUUUGUGGUUUUCUGACUGGAUUAUGGAGCAUUUUGUAAUUUGAAGUUGCCCGUGAUGUCUGUGAGCAGAGGUGACUUAAAUUGCAUUCUAAAGUAAUCUGUAGUUGAUUGCAAAAUUUAUUGGAGUACUCUUUUGACUUGUACCAAGAAAUGUUGCAUUAUCGUAAGUCAAUUCAAAUUAUUUAAUCAAGGUACAUAUGUGCAUCGCUAUAAUAAAGUUAAAAUCAGUGAAGUUCAUUAACAUAAAAUCAUUUAUGCGAUCGAAAUUCGUGGAUCUAAAAAAAUCAGUGAACUUUUUGAAUGAUAUAAUAUCACAAAAGCGACUCACCCAGUUCACAUCUGCAAAAAAUUAUCUAAUUCCUCCCACUCGCUGUACUCAAAGAACCCAAGAAACCCACACCGCUGUAUUCUCAAUUUUCCCCAUGAAUCAGCGUCUGUUACCAACAAAUUACUCAGCAAAUUCUCGCUCCCUCCGCAUCGAGGAAAGCAUUUCAUCAUCCUGAUAACCAGAAUCAUUCGCCGAAUAACCAACAAAAAGCACCCAGUCAGCGGACAUCCUCUCAGAUACCGACCACUGGACCACUGUAUACUUAGAAUACCCCGUUUCUGGUUACAAACCAUUCCCUUGAUACAUCUGUCCGACUUAAUUUUUGCCCCAUCACACGACCAAACCAAGGAACUCGACGACGAAAUGCAUUUACAUGAAAGCAUCGGAUGACAUGCCAUUGACGGAACGAAGAUCAUGCAACAAGAAGGAUUGCAAAUGCGUGAUAUGCCGUGAACUGACCAACUACAGGAUGCCUGGUAACCUAGAGGCUCCACCUCGUCGCGAGGGCGUCAACUUCAUCCUGCGUCGCGCCCUGCCUUUUACUAGUAAAUCACCGUCUAAAGAAUGGUUAAAUAUAGGUAAUAAUAUACCAAAUUCUGGUGACCCUAAAGAUGGUACCACGAUAGAAGACAUUAAUCACAGGGAAGAAAUGGAGGGUACGAUGAUACCGGUAACCAGCUGUAACAUUAAAAAGAGUGACAAGGAGGUAGCUCAUAAGACUGUGAUCUACUUCGGUGACACGAAUCAGAGACCAAAUCACAGAUUCAACGGUAAAGAAUCUUCAGCUCAAUUAACGAACAAAGGCGAGUUAAAAAUAAUGGAGUCGAAGAAGGAAGAACAAGUUGCUGAUGGUCUGGAGGACGAAAGGUGUGGUGGAAAGGGGCAAAACGAGAGGCAACGGUCCACAGUGAGUUUGGUAGAGGAAGAGGACGUCAAGGUCACGCACGAAAUCGUGGUGAACGUCAGCCCUAGCAGGGAGGACGUGCUGAAGAUCGAGGAGGACGAAAGCCAGGUCGAGGAUUAUUGGUCCUUGCCGGGGGACAACACCGGGUUCAAGGCAGACUGGAGCUUCGUUCAGCAGUGGCGCCUGAGGGGACCGGCCGGUGGCAGUGGACGAGAAUUGUACUGUCCUCCAUACUCGAAAGACUUCACAGAAAGUUCUCCAAAAAACGGUGUUCAUAAUAUGGUUCACAUGGUGGCGGAAAGGGACACGGACAGCGUUGCUCCAACGCCAACGCCUCAACAUCCCCAUCACUCUCAACACUACCAUCUUAGUUUACAUGAAAUUCGCGCGCUUCAGAGGCGACCAGAAUGUACCGGUAAUAGUUCAUCAGAUGAAAAUCGAUCGUCAGGACAUGCAAGCAUGUCGGACACAGGUGGCCACACGAGUAGCAGUUCACCACCGCAUCGUCAUCAUAGGGCACACAGUCCACAGCAGCUGAACUCUGUGCCAGAAGACGAUCGUUUAUCGGCCUCGGUUACUCAGAGAAAUGGCAGGAAUAGAUCUGGGCAAAAUCGUAACAGACACAGAGCUACACCCGCUAAGUUACAGGUCCCAUGGUCAGGUUCUGGCUUAGAAGAUAUCAAACUAGCAAUUCAGCAGCUUACUAUGCGUUCCCAUAAAUCGUCUUCCACCUACUCCUCCUUGAGCGGAUCCGAGAGUUCAGAACCAGCUGUAAGGAGACUGAUGAGGCACUCCAGCUUAGAAACCAUAAAUACCAACGUAACCAGUGCUGACGAGUUCGUCUGGGUAGACUCUCAUAAUCGGCUGGUAGAGUUACAGCAAUUACCAUGGACGCACCACGAUGUCCUUCGCGUGUUGCAAAAUGGUCGCACUAGAGAACACAUGGAGCAAGUCUCUAUGGAAACGAUACCGCGUCUCUCUUAUCUGCUGCAACGAGCGCUGGUUAGAAUCGGUCGAGAAACUCAGAGACUGGCUAAACCUGUUGGUCUAUGCAGUAAACACGAGGUAUACAGCGCAUUCAAAAUUGUGCUUUGUCCGGCCUUGGCAGAUUCUUGUACCAAGGCCUGCUUGCGUGCUGCAGCGAUGUUCGCCGUAUCUGGUGAUCAGUUAAAGCAAUCGAAAGCAUCUCGAUCCGGGCUACAACUACCAGUGGGAAGAUUUCUUCGUUGGAUGUCUGAUGUACGACUAGGAAGAAUGAUACACGAGUAUGCAGCCAUAUAUUUGACCGCUGGAAUCGAAAAUCUGUUGGAAGAAAUACUACUACAAUGUAUACCGACUGAUCCCCAUACAACAUUGACUGCAACCAUGUUGGAACAUGCUAUUGCAAACAGUGGAGAUUUAUGGGGUCUUCUGCAACCGUACGCGCAUCUAAAUGCUGGUCGAACGGCAUCAGGUGCACUUGCCAUGCCACGUUGGGCCAGUAUCAGUUCUUUAAAUUCCUCCUCAUCAUCUCGCAGCGGAAGAGAUGCAGCGGGAUCAGCGUUAGAACCGUCGCUUUUAACCACCUGCGUAGGAUCAAUGUCAGAACUGGUAGAUUUAAUAUCAAAAGUAGCUCAAGCAGGACGUUCACCUAUACCUUUAACAACCAAGGCAUUGAAUGCUCUCUUUUAUUACAUGAGGUGUUCGCAGUUGGAACACGGUGAACGAGGUUCCGGGAUACAAGAACUCGCAUACGAACGAGCGUACGUCGUACUUCCGCCACUGGUUGAAUGGCUAAGAGUUGCGACCGCUCAUGCAGAACACAGGCACGGUCUAGUUGUGGAUCAAGAUGACAUUAAUCAAGCUGCCAGAUUGCUAUUGCCCGGAGUAGAUUGUCCUGUUAGACCGAUAUGCUUCGAAGAAGUUUCAGUCUGCUCGAAGCGCAUUGACGAUUCUGAAUACGUCCGGCUCCUAACUAUGGAUAUGGCCUUCAAGAUGCUAACAAGCGGUCGUGCAGAUUUAAUAGCUCAAGCCAUGCCUCUUUUACCGUCGACAAAGAUCAAUACUGUGAAUGAUAAUGGCUUCACUGCUUUAAUGAUAGCGUGUAUAAACAGUGAUGAAACCGCUGUUCUAGCAUUGUUAGACGCUGGCGCUGAUUUGAACAUCGAAAGUCCACCUCCAUCCACUGGACAAUCAGCGAACACACCUUCCAAGGCUCCAGCAGCUCUAAAUGUAUCAAAUGCUAGAAGUCCAAUGACGUCAUCUGCUGUAAUGACUCCAGGAAAGAAUGUGCAGUCUUCAAAUUCGUCUUCCAGUUCACCUAGCACCUCUAGUAACGUUUCUAAUAGUACAUUCUGUAAUCAGUCUGGAUUCAAUGCAGAAACGCAACAUUGGACUGCUUUAACCUACACGGCGUUGUUAGGACAUUGUAAUAUUGCUAGAAUAUUGUUGGAGAGGGGUGCAGCUGUUGAAGGUGGGGCUAAAUUGAGCGAAGAUAAAUCUACGGUUACACCAUUGCAAGCGGCUACAGCAUCUGGCAAUUAUGAAAUGGUUGCACUUCUUUUGGCUCAUGGAGCUCAGCCGUUUUUAUCUACUUUGAUAAAAGAUUCAUUUUCGUACUCUGGUUCUGCUCAGCGGGGCUGUUAUAGUGCAAUAUCAGUAGCAACAGCUCAUGGUCAAAGGAGUUGUCUUCAUCAACUGUUGUCUCACCCAUUAAACUUCUCUGCCAAACGAGGAGAAAAAGAAGUAUUGUCAUUAGAAGAAAUUUUGGCAGAAGGUAGUGCCGGUACUAGUCCCCAACAACAAACUGUAGAUGGAAGAGGAAAUAGAAGAGAAGGCAAAGAGCCAGUCUUUAAUAAAGUUCAAACUAAAGCUUUACAAGAAGCAAUGUACCAUAGUGCUGAAAGCAACCACUUAGAUAUCACGAUGGAACUUCGUGGAUUAAAAGUGGGUUGGACGUUACAUUGCUGGAUGCAUAGUCUUGCAACAGCUCACGAAAUAAGAUUAGAUUCGGUAAUAGAUCAAUUACUUCAAGAUUUUCUUCAAGUUUGCCCAGAUGACUAUUCGACACAAUUCGUACAAGAAUGUCUCCCACUGUUGUUUAACAUUUUUAGAUAUAGUAAAAAAGAAGGAACGACGCUUCUCCUCGCGGAUAUUUUCUGUACGUGCUUUGGAUGGGAACCAAUAAAACCUAUUCGAGAUACAACACUUUCUAGUGGAUCCAGAAUAGAUCCCAAGUUUGUAAAUAAUCCAGAAUUAAGCGAUGUACAAUUCAGAGUGGAGGGCAGAGUCUUCUAUGGCCAUAAAAUCGUUUUGGUCACAUCGUCACCGAGAUUUAGGAAUAUGUUAAGUUCAAAACUGUGCGAGGGAAAUCCUCCUAUUGUACAAAUUAACGAUAUUCGAUAUCACAUUUUCCAGAUGGUUAUGGAAUUUCUAUACCAUGGUGGUUGUGCUACGUUAGAAGUUAAUCAAAGUGAUGUUCUGGAGUUAAUGGCAGCCGCAAACUUUUUCCAAUUGGAUGGAUUACUUAGGUAUUGCGAGGCACAAUGUUCUUCUAUGGUUGAUCUCGACAAUAUCGUUUCUAUGUAUAUUCACGCAAAGGUUUACAACGCCACGCAACUUUUAGAAUAUUGUCAAGGUUUUUUACUACAAAAUAUGGUCGCUUUGUUAACUUACGAUGACUCAGUUAAACGUUUAUUGUUCGCUAAAAAACUGCCUAAUCACGAUGUCCUCGCAGGCCUUCUUCUUACUUUACAAGCAAGAAUAAAAGCUAGACGAUCUCAGCAACAAAAUAAGAUGAAAGCUUAGAGAUAUGUUAAAUAUCAUGCACGGUAUUUAUAUUAGCAUCGUCAUUAUCAUUUUACUUUAGCUAUCGUCACUUGUAGUGAUAAACAUAUCCACGUAUAUUUAAAUGACAUCUUUUAUGAAAAAAGACCCGUAAGCGAACUAAGACUGAGUUUUUUCAUUAUUUUUAACUUUUUUCUAUCGGUUAUUCAAAUAUAAAUUAUCAGCAAUACUUAUUGAUUUAAUAUUAAUAUCUUAGCAUUUCAUUCAGGAUACUAAUGAACCAUAAAACUUACGUUUCUGUUAUGCAUUUAUUUUAUUCUUGUAUAGUAUUUCUAGUUUAAGUAUUUUUUGUAAACUACGUGCUAUAAAUGUACAUUAGAUAUUAUUCGAAUUAUAUAAAUUACUGUUAUAAAUGAAUCCCAUGCGUAUAUACUAUAAUUAAAGUAUUAAUUUUUUUUAAAUUAAUUUGUUCAUCACAAAUUUUUAAAUCGUGUAAAUAUAAAAAUAAUUAUAAUAGAGUAUAGACGGUGGUAUAUGCUGUAAGUUUUUAGUGACAGCAAGCUAUUAAUAUAUAUAUAACAAAUGAACAUAUAUAUUUUGUAUAUAAAACAGGCUGAACAGUUUAAACGCGAUAAAGAAAUGAUAGUGCGGAAUAUUCAAAUGUUAUCUUAUGUAUUAAUAAUACAACAUAAUUUGUACAUCUCGGUUGCAAUAAAUUAUAAAUAUUGUGAUAAUGAAAACAUUAAA